Messenger RNA from Camellia sinensis, 1307 nucleotides. The record is from RefSeq and is a predicted model, not a curated record. Lineage: Eukaryota; Viridiplantae; Streptophyta; Magnoliopsida; Ericales; Theaceae.
UUGGUGAGGAAAAAGAAUACACAUGAUAGCAUCAUCAUAAUUUUUGCAAAAUGAUCAUGGGAAUCAUACUUUUGGCUAUUUCAUAUUACUUAUCUGCCUUUGUUUUAGCAGAUGACAUGCUCAAUCAAUACCAGCAAAUCAAUGACAGUGGGGCAUUAGUAUCUGCUAGAGGAGAUUUCAAGUUGGGCUUCUUCAGUACAAGCAAUUCGAGGAGCCGAUACUUGGGGAUAUGGUAUAACAAUAUCCCAGUUCAAACCAUUGUUUGGGUGGCGAACAGAGACAGACCGCUUAAUGAUUCAUCGGGUGGUCUAAAGAUUGGGGAUGAUGGAAAUUUGAUCCUUCUUGACAGUGGAGGAAUACUUGCUUGGUCUACCGGUAUCCAGAAUAUAUCGUCAAAGCCUACUGUUGCACAACUCUUAGACAAUGGAAAUCUUGUUUUGAGAAAUGAAAAUGGUGGGAGCACAGAAAGUUAUAUCUCGCAAAGCUUUGAUCAUCCUUCAGAUACACUGAUAGCUGGUAUGAAGCUGGGAUGGGACUUGAGAGUUGGUCUGGACCGGUAUUUGACAUCGUGGAAGAGCGCAGAUGACCCUUCACUUGGAGAUUUCUCUUAUGUGCUUGAUCGUGAUGGUCUUCCACAAACUGUUAUACGUAAAGGGUCUGUUAAGCAGCACCGAAGUGGGAUAUGGAAUGGUCUGCAGUUUAAUGGAGCUGAGCUUAAAAACUCUAUCUUCAAUGGUAAUUUCAUCGAUAAUUCAGAGGAGGUGUAUUACGAGUUUGAUCUAUAUCAACAGCUAACAAGGUUGAUUUUGAAUUGCACUGGGACAAUACAAUGUGUGAUAUGGAACAAUAGGAACCUUGAGUGGGUUGUCAUUGAUACAGAACCUAGUAAUCCAUGUGAAAAUUAUGGGCAUUGCGGCCCUAAUUCUAUUUGCACAAUCUCUAAUGCUUACAUAUGUAGUUGUUUGGAUGGAUACAUUCCUAAAUCAUCGCAAGAUUGGAAUGCGUUGGUUUGGGAUGGUGGGUGUGUUCGCAAAUACCCAUUAAACUGUUCGGAUGGAGAAGGAUUUGUGGCAUUCGAAGGCGUGAUCGUCCCUGAUUUGUUAGAUUUUUGGAUGAACACCAGUAUGACAGUUAAAGAAUGUGAAUUGGAGUGUUUUAAGAAUUGUUCCUGUACUGCUUAUGCCAACUCCGAUACUGCUGGAGGGGGAAGUGGAUGCUUGCUCUGGUAUGGGGAUCUGAUUGAUAUUAGAAGCUUCCCAAAUCCUGGUGAUCAAACUCUGUAUAUUCGUGUAACGCCCUCAAAAUAA